Molecule: messenger RNA, 3741 nt
Organism: Cuscuta campestris
Lineage: Eukaryota; Viridiplantae; Streptophyta; Magnoliopsida; Solanales; Convolvulaceae
Source: the annotation of a GenBank genome assembly
CUUUUAGGGGUUCGAAAAUGAGCACUAGUCUUAUGGUUGCAGAUACCAUCUGGAAUGAGAUUGAGUCAACUCGUUCAGGUUUUUUCCACACUCACUAGUCUAAUAUUCAAAUCUUACCUCAAUUUUGUUCCCCGACGGCGGAAUUUUAUUGCGUUCGUGUCUAAUUUGGUCUGUAUUCAAUCGCCGCCGCCGCGUUGAUGGCGCUGGAAUUCAACUGAGACAGUGACGGACGAUCAGCUCUCCAUAUUGCAUUUUCUUUUCGGGAAGAAUUUCGAGCGUGCGGCGAGGGUGGUCGAUCAGAGAGGAGUCAAACGAAUCUACGGCCACCCCAGUGGGCGUUCCAUUUUCCAGGCAUUUCAAUUAAAUUUAAUGUUUGAAUCCAAUUGCUUUUACUUGCAGUCGAGAUGCUCUAGGUCCUGUUUGGAGAUCCUUAAUUUUUUUUAAAAAAAAAAUGGACUGUUUGUUUGUUUGUUUGUUCUUCUCAGGUGAUUGGAGAAUCGAGGAAGAAAGAAGAGUAUCUGUGUUUCCCUGAACAUUAUUGUGCAUGUUAUUCUUUCUUUUACGACGUUGUCAACAGAGGGGAACAACUCUGCUGUAAGCAUCAAGUUGCAGCAAGACUUGCUGAUGCGCUGGGAGAAUGUGUUGAUGUAAUGGUGUCCGAUGAGGAACUUGCGUUCAUGCUUUCUCAGCUUUGAUGGAGGAGCAGAUAUUUGGAGUCAAUUUUGCCAGAAACCAAUGGAAGAAGACAUCAACUAAGGUUUUCGUUUACUUAAGCAUGUUUCAAUAAUAGUAAAAGCUACAUUUCCUUGGCUAAUGAAUCUGUAUUAGCUACCCUCUCGUGGUAGCUCAAAUGCCAUUUCUUCUUACUUCUUAUUAGUACACCCUUUGGGUUCUGUCUGGAACUGAUUCCGUUUGGUUGGGCGGUGACAAGUGUUAUCUUAAAAUUAACGAAGCAAGAUGAUUAAAACCAGCCAUCACCAUCCACAAGGGGCCUCGCAUGAUCCACCGUAACUCCGGUGCGCCUGUUCACGUUUCUCAUGUCUUCCCGCCUCACGGGUUCCUAGACAACCGAGUCACCGCCGGCCACCGCCAUGGCCGCCGACGUUCAGUACUUAGAGACGAGGUACCUUAAUUCGUGCAAAUCAAGAGGCAUUCUUCCCAAUAAAUCAAUCCUCUCGGCCUUCUAUAAGGCCAAGUUGAAGAAGGCCCCCCAUGAGCCAUCAGCACUUGUCAUUCUGCUCGACGACAUCAAAGAUGUUGAUUUCCACCCACUUCUUGAUUUGCUGAUGGAUAUUGAUGAUUCUGAUAUUGAUGCCGUCGACAUAAUUAAUAGGUUCUCAUGUGCCUUUAGUGGGCAUCAUGUUAUAUCAUGCUUACGCGCUGUAAGAAGGAAGCUUCGGGUCGUUGAUCUCCAGGAUCUUUUAUUUGGGAAGGAUUUCUUGCUGGAUCUUGCUCUACAAGGGCUGACAUGCCAAGUAUUAAACUUGAGAUUCUCUCAUUUCCGCAAACUCAACAUGACCGGGAGUUUCCUGCAGAUGCACACACUGAAUUUAGACUUCAGUGCUUCACUAUCUAAUUUCCGUGAGGAUUGCUUUACUUGCAUGCCAAAUCUGAGACGGCUUUCGUUGUGUGAGACAAGAAUCACUAAUUUAUGGACAACAAGUGCUGCGCUUUCCAAGCUCCCUUCAUUGGAUGAACUCCGUUUUCAGAAAUGUCUGCAUACUGCUGAUGCAUGGAAAUAUCAUGCAGCAUCUGGAAUGAAUGGCCAUCUAGACUAUGGUGUACACUUAGGAGCCCCACACAGCAGUAGUGAAGAUGUCAUCACUUAUAGUGGGAAUCGUGAUCUACAUGAUAUUUCCAUGCAGGUCUCAGAUGGUUCAUCUGAUGAUGACAGUGAUGUGGACUUUUCUGGCCAAGAUCAGGAGUUGAGUUAUGUGGAGCGAUUACCUGAUGUACCUUGGAAUGAUCUGUUUGAUUUGAACAAUCAGAUUUAUUUUGGCACAUUGGAAACACAAGACUCUGAAUCCAGAUUCGGUUUGCAUACCUCAAGGCCUAGGUCACACACAGCCCCAAACAGGCUCAUUUCACAGAAUCCUUCACCAAUCUGUUAUGAGAAGCACUACAGGGAGUACAUGAUAGCUUCAUUACCAAAUUUGAAGGUUCUUGAUAAUUUGCGUAUUGGAGGGGCUCAAAGGGAGUGGGCGAAUUUAAUCUUCACACAGCAUUUUGAAUACCUGCCACAUAGGGCGGCUAAAGGGGGUAUCAUUAGUAUAUUGCAGAAGCGUGAAAUCAGAGAAAAGCACACUCGCCCCCUCUCCUCCAGGAAAAAAACAUCAUAUGUAGCAGGAAACACACAGCAAUUCUAUUCCAGGUCUUUGUCUGCUGCUAAAAUGGGCUCAUCUGCAUGGCCGUCAGUGCAUCCCCUGUGUAUAUCUAAGAAUACGUUAGGGGAUGAAAGAAGAUUUCGUCCACGUCAGUUUGAAUAUCAUCCAUCUGAUGCAAGCCUCAUGGCUUUCGGAACCCUGGAUGGGGAAGUGGUUGUUAUAAACCACGAGAGUGAGAAAGUCAUUGGGUUUAUUCCUUCACUUGGAGCAAUGAACACUGUUCUUGGUCUUUGCUGGCUUAAAAAACACCCCUUAAAGGUAAUUGCUGGUUCUGAUAAUGGUUCACUGAGAUUGUAUGAUGUCCAAUGUAUGACGAAGACAGGCGUAUUUCAAAAUGCCAGCUCCGUUAUUUAUGAUGAUUUUGAUCAGUUGACAUCUGUUCAUGCUAACUCGACUGAUGAACUAUUUCUUGCAAGUGGAUAUUCAAGGGAUGUUGCUUUGUAUGAUAUAAGCAGUGGAAGGCGUUUACAGGUGUUUGACGAUAUGCACCGAGAACAUAUCAACGUUGUUAAAUUUUCAAACCACUCCCCAUCAAUAUUUGCCACAUCGUCAUUUGAUCAGGAUGUUAAGCUGUGGGACUUGAGACAGAGACCUAUCCGCCCUUGCUAUACUGCUGCGAGCUCUCGGGGAAAUGUGAUGGUUUGCUUUUCUCCAGAUGAUCAAUAUCUUCUUGUUUCAGCCGUUGAUAAUGAGGUGAAACAAAUAUUGACCGUUGAUGGGCGGCUUCACUUGGAUUUUGGUAUUACUUCAACUGGCAGUUCACAGAAUUACACUCGAUCUUAUUACAUGAACGGGAGGGAUUAUGUAAUCAGUGGAAGUUGUGAUGAGCAUGUCAUUCGUAUCUGUUGUGCUCAAACUGGGAGGCGGCUUAAAGAUGUAAUGUUGGAGGGAAAAGGUUCAGGAGCAUCUAUGUUUGUUCAGUCUUUGAGGGGUGACCCUUUCAGAGACUUCAACAUGAGCUUCUUGGCAGCAUAUACACGUCCGAGCUCAGUUCCACAAAUCGUUAAGGUGAAUCUUUUGGAGGGCAAUGAGCAAAAAGAUAAAACUCGCUCUUACGGUCGCGACCCUCACCCGUCUUCUGGAAGGGGAGGGUGACAUAUAUUUGCUGGUUUUCUUCCAUAUUCCCCUUUCACUAACAUUUUCUUAGGGACAAACAUAAGAAAAGUGUCUGUAGUACAUUACCCAUUUGUACAUAAACUUGUACACAAUUUUUUGUGUGUCAGGCAACAUUAUAUGUACGGGGAGAACAAAAAAGUGGAUUUGCAUGUGGAGUACAUAAAGCACAUGAAUUUAGCUUUAUCAUUUGUGUCAUUUUGUAAAUGUAAAAGCAUACAUAUGAUAAACAGAAUAUGUGGAA